Molecule: messenger RNA, 2622 nt
Organism: Closterium sp. Naga37s-1
Lineage: Eukaryota; Viridiplantae; Streptophyta; Zygnematophyceae; Desmidiales; Closteriaceae
Source: the annotation of a GenBank genome assembly
AUGCCACGUGCGCGCGUACCCGCCGCUGAUCGCCCCGAUGGCGCGCCGCGCAUGGUGGUGGUGGUGGUGUCGUCGGAGCGCCGCGGGCAAGGCGUGGCGCAGAGGGGUGCGGGGCGAGAGGUGGGCGACGGGGGAAGCGCGGAAGGAGGCGACGCGCGGGAGCGGGGAGGUGGCGGAGAGAACGCCGCGCGGGGAGCGUUAGCGGGGGACGACGCCACGGAUGGGGGAGCUGGGGGCGAGUGGGGCGAAAGGGGCAAGAGGAGAGAGGGGGGAGAAAGGGGAGAGGAGGCAGGCGAGGCUAGGAGAGCGGAGAUGGAGGGGGAAGCGCGGCUCUUGCUCAGCAUCGAGCGAUCCAUGUAUGGCGGUGGGGAUGGCGGGCACGGAUCAUGCACGCACACGCAUGCACUGCUCCCAUGCGCAGUGAGAGUGCCGGUGCCACAGAAUGGUGGGAGGCUUCUAGCGCAGUCGAGCACGUACUUCGCAACACUACUCUCAUCAUUCCGAGAGGCGUCCCUACCAGUGCAGCACAUCCACUGGGACCCCCACCUCUUCGCACACCUCCUCCCGCACCUCCUGCCCGCCCUGCCCCGCCCCGCCCUCACUGCGUCGCACAUCCCCGGCCUGCUCGCGGUAAGCCCGCAUACUGCUGCACGCACGCUCUCAUGUGCCUGUGGGGGGUUGUGUGCGGUGUACUUCGGGGUGCCAUCAGCAGUGCGCGCUGCCAGCCGCUGGGCGCAUACCUACUGCUGCACAGGGGGGAGACGGGGGGAGGGCCCGAUGACAGGAAGACUCAGCGCAGGCGCAGGAGGGUUUGUUACGAGAAGGAAGAGUGGCGAGGGAGGGAGAGGAGAAACAAGGGGCAGGCGUGCAGGCGAGAGUGGGUGUCUAUGGGUGUGCUUCCCUGCGCCUGUAUCGGACGUGCAGUGGCUGGCUGCCACGUGGAGCGCUGCACGCGAUGCAGGUGACCCGCCCCUGGCACGCCCUCUCCUGUCCUGUCUGUCCUGGGCCAUGCUCCCUCAACUCCUCUGCUACUCUGCUGCCCUCCCUCCCCCCUCCGCGACGUCCAUUCCUGCUCCUAUCCUCUCAUGGUAUCCGCACUCAUCAUCUCUCCCCUCCUCCUCCUCGCCUCUCUUAUUCCCUUCUUUGUGCAUGCACAUUCGGCGCCUGUGUGCCAUCGUCACAGCAGUGGAGAUGGUGAGUGCACCGCACCACUCCCACACCCCGCCAACCACCACUGCCACCUGCACCGCACGCUCAUACGCUGCACCGCACGCACAUACGCUGCACCGCACGCUCAUACGCUGCACCGCCCGCUCAUACGCUGCACCCCCCGCUCAUACGCUGCACCGCCCGCUCAUACGCUGCACCGCCCGCUCAUACGCUGCACCGCACGCACAUACGCUGCACCGCCCGCUCAUACGCUGCACCGCACGCUCAUAUGCUGCACCGCACGCUCAUAUGCUGCACCGCCCGCUCAUACGCUGCACCGCCCGCUCAUACGCUGCACCGCCCGCUCAUACGCUGCACCGCCCGCUCAUACGCUGCACCGCCCGCUCAUAUACGCUGCACCGCCCGCCCAUACGCUCCACCGCCCGCCCAUACGCUGCACUGCCCGCUCAUAAGCUGCACCGCCCGCUCAUACGCUGCACCGCCCGCUCAUACGCUGCACCGCCCGCUCAUACGCUGCACUGCACGCUCAUACGCUGCACCGCCCGCUCAUACGCUGCACCGCCCGCUCAUACGCUGCACCGCCCGCUCAUAUGCUGCACUGCCCGCUCAUACGCUGCACCGCCCACUCAUACGCUGCACCACACGCUCAUACGCUGCACCGCCCGCUCAUACGCUGCACCGCCCGCUCAUACGCUGCACCGCCCGCUCAUACGCUGCACCGCCCGCUCAUACGCUGCACCACACGCUCAUACGCUGCACCGCCCGCUCAUACGCUGCACCGCACGCUCAUACGCUGCACCGCCCGCUCAUACGCUGCACCGCCCGCUCAUACGCUGCACCGCCCGCUCAUAUGCUGCACCGCCCGCUCAUACGCUGCACCGCCCGCUCAUACGCUGCACCACACGCUCAUACGCUGCACCGCACGCUCAUACGCUGCACCGCCCGCUCAUACGCUGCACCGCCCGCUCAUAUGCCGCACCGCCCGCUCAUACGCUGCACCGCCCGCCCAUACGCUGCACCGCCCGCUCAUACGCUCCACCGCCUGCCCAUACGCUGCACCGCCCGCUCAUAAGCUGCACCGCCCGCUCAUACGCUGCACCGCACGCUCAUACGCUGCACCGCCCGCUCAUACGCUGCACCGCCCGCUCAUACGCUGCACCGCCCGCUCAUACGCUGCACCGCCCGCCCAUACGCUGCACCGCCCGCUCAUACGCUCCACCGCCCGCCCAUACACUGCACCGCCCGCUCAUACGCUGCACCGCACGCUCAUACGCUGCACCGCCCGCUCAUACGCUGCACCGCCCGCUCAUGCGCCCCACCGCCCGCCCAUACGCUGCACCGCCCGCUCAUAAGCUGCACCGCCCGCUCAUACGCUGCACCGCCCGCCCAUACGCUGCACCGCCCGCUCAUACGCUCCACCGCCCGCCCAUACGCUGCACCGCCCGCUCAUAA